Molecule: messenger RNA, 345 nt
Organism: Symbiodinium sp. CCMP2592
Lineage: Eukaryota; Dinophyceae; Suessiales; Symbiodiniaceae
Source: the annotation of a GenBank genome assembly
AUGUUGCCGGGCUGGUCAGCAGCUAAGGCUUUUGCGAUGUCCAUUACUCGGGCGACAUCGUCAGUGCUGCCGAAGACGAUGAUUCGUGAGCUUCAGCAACAGUUGGAGGAGUUGGAGAAAGUGAAAGACAAGGAUUGGGACGAGCUUACCGAGGAGGACGAGGUGGUCCUCGAAGGCGAAGCUGCACUGCGCCAAGACCCAGCUAGGCUCAUGCUGGCUGCUUCGCAAGCUUUUGACUCCUCUGACCGUCCAGGCGAUGGAAAUGGAAAUGGCAAGGCUGCAGCGAGAAAAGCAAGCCAGCGAGGCAAAGCACGCUGCACUUGCCGCAGAGCACGAGGAGCUUAG